UGCGGCUGCUGUGAGAUACAAGAAAAAGUACUGUACUACAUACCACGGAAAGGGAUACAUCUGGCCGUUCUAGAUAACUUCUAGUGUUACAGGUUUUGCUGAUACAUCAUGGAGCUCUUUGAGGAGCUGUCCGGAGUGGCUUCGAAGCUGGAAACCGUGGCACUGAACGGUUGUCUCGUAUCUGAAAUCCCAAAUGGGAAAAAGGACAAUUCUCUUACGGACAUUCUGAGGAUAAAACGGCAGAUGGCAAACCAGUGUUUUGAAAUGAAAGUCCAGAUCAGUGCAGGACAGGCUCAAAAAACUGGUGCACUGCAGGAGUCAGACAGAGAUAUGUCUGAAUUGGAAAGUGGCAUAGAAGGGGUAAAAAUAAAUCACUGCAACGGAACAUUGGCGGUACACAGAAUGCAAAUUUGGCAUGCCAUCAUAGAAAAACUGAAAAUGAAUGAUGGCGAAGCAGAGACAUUGAAAGCAUUGACCAGUCACAGUCUGGACUUAAGCAGAAGAAUAAUAAAACUUCAGAAGGACUCCUGUGAAAUCCAGGACCAGAUUUUCCAGCUGCAAAAACAGAGGCUGGACCUCAAAAGACUUAUUCAUGAGAAGAUGAAAGAGAUGGAGGAGCUGAAACGGGUUAGGGAACAUCCUGAAGAAGGGAAAUACAGCAAGGUCUUACAAAAAGGCCAGUCCAACCUGGAGAAAUAUCAGAAGAUGGCUACCAUCACACAGAAUGUCCUCCGGGGAACUAUUCUUGCCAGUAAAGUCAACUGGAGGGAGGACCCUAAACUAAGAAAAAUUGCAUUGGGUUUGGAAGAUAUCCCUAAUUCUGAGUGACAAAGGACUCCACUAAACAGACAACCACACUUGACAUCCAUGUUUCUGUACCUGUUUAAAUGUGUACCAUUCUGUCACAGCUGAUUGCAGCAUUUGUGAAUCUUAAGCAUUUAAAAUAUUUUUUUAUAUGUGCAGAUCAUUAUAUU
Messenger RNA from Scleropages formosus (Asian bonytongue), 974 nucleotides. RefSeq names its product centromere protein H (gene cenph). Gene Ontology annotation, molecular function: kinetochore binding. The record is from RefSeq and is a predicted model, not a curated record. The transcript is spliced from 10 exons. Lineage: Eukaryota; Metazoa; Chordata; Actinopteri; Osteoglossiformes; Osteoglossidae. Gene Ontology annotation, cellular component: nucleus; kinetochore. The coding region runs from base 109 to 828 and encodes 239 amino acids. Gene Ontology annotation, biological process: mitotic spindle organization; kinetochore assembly; chromosome segregation.